This is a messenger RNA of Opisthorchis viverrini, 696 nucleotides long. RefSeq lists its product as hypothetical. The transcript is spliced from 2 exons. The coding region runs from base 1 to 696 and encodes 231 amino acids. Lineage: Eukaryota; Metazoa; Platyhelminthes; Trematoda; Opisthorchiida; Opisthorchiidae. The record is from RefSeq and is a predicted model, not a curated record.
AUGUGCAGCCUGCCAGCUGGAUCAAUGAAGCUGAAUUGCGAAGUCAUUCGGACUUACGGUAGGUGUCAUGUAGACCGCAUUAACUUUUCAGAUGAUUUCAAAAAGGCCCGCGAACAUGAGAGGAAGUUCCAGUACACAUCGGAUCUGGAGACUUCGGAUGUAACCAUUGAGAUGGGUGGUAACCAUCCUCGUCGAAAGAAUACCAGAGAACGAAGCCCCUCCUUCUCCAUCAGUCCAUCACCGAAAAAACCAAGGUUGAUGGUGCCACAAUCCCCGCCUUACCCCAGCUUCUCGCAGGCGACACCCCGUGCCUUGUUCUACUCAACUCCACAGCGCAUACCCCAGCAUCACGCAGCCGUCCCGUCCACAUCCAACCAGCCCGUAUAUAUGAUGCCGCACACGGUGCACCGUCUGCCACAGUACUCUUUAAACACCGCUCCGGAGAUCCCUAUGUUUCCCGUUUUAUCCCCACCAUCUGCCCCUUUCUUCCAAACCCCAGGAAUCGCAGCACUGCUCCAGCAGAACGAACAGCUGCAUCGAAAAAUGGACGCAAUGGCGGAAGAUCUUCGAUACCUGAAAAUCCGCAUUGACAACUCCUUCUUACAAGUCCAUAGUUCUUUUGGAGCUACCGGCUUUACUUUUCCCCUCCGGAGCUUUAAAGCUCUGGUGGACGUCGAAAGCUCGGAAGAUGGAUAA